Corvus hawaiiensis (hawaiian crow) is the source of this 2905-nucleotide messenger RNA. RefSeq names its product ataxin 7 like 3 (gene ATXN7L3). The record is from RefSeq and is a predicted model, not a curated record. Gene Ontology annotation, cellular component: DUBm complex; SAGA complex. The transcript is spliced from 13 exons. NCBI's taxonomy places the organism in Eukaryota, Metazoa, Chordata, Aves, Passeriformes, Corvidae. Bases 144 to 1166 code for a protein of 340 amino acids. Gene Ontology annotation, biological process: regulation of transcription by RNA polymerase II; positive regulation of DNA-templated transcription. Gene Ontology annotation, molecular function: transcription coactivator activity.
CAUGGCGAGCCGCCGCCGGGCCCCGCGCCGGAGCGGUGGGGGGCGCUGACCCGGCCCCGCCCCGGCCCCGGCGGACCCUCCGCGCCGCCCCCUGUGUCCCGUGCUAUGAGCAUUCAGUGUGACUUCUCCGCGAGCAGCUGCAAAUGAAAAUGGAGGAUAUGUCUUUGUCUGGCCUGGAUAACAGCAAACUGGAGGCCAUCGCACACGAGAUCUACACGGAGCUGGUGGAGGAUGCCUGCCUGGGGCUCUGCUUCGAGGUGCACCGGGCUGUCAAGUGUGGGUACUUCUUCCUGGAUGACACGGACCCCGACAGCAUGAAGGACUUUGAGAUCGUGGACCAGCCGGGCGUGGACAUCUUCGGGCAGGUGUACAACCAGUGGAAGAACAAGGAGUGCGUGUGCCCCAACUGCAGCCGCAGCAUCGCCGCCUCCCGCUUCGCCCCACACCUGGAGAAGUGCCUGGGCAUGGGCCGCAACAGCAGCCGCAUCGCCAACCGCAGGAUCGCGAGCAGCAACAACCUGAACAAGUCGGAGAGUGACCAGGAGGACAACGAUGACAUCAAUGACAACGACUGGUCCUAUGGCUCCGAGAAGAAAGCAAAGAAGAGGAAAUCGGAUAAGAACCCCAACUCGCCGCGCAGGUCCAAGUCCCUGAAACACAAAAAUGGCGAGAUCGGCGGGAACCCCGAUCCCUUCAAGUACAGCAACUCGGCUGGAAUCAACUACGAGACGCUGGGCCCCGAGGAGCUGCGGACGCUGCUCACCACGCAAUGCGGGGUCAUCUCCGAACACACCAAGAAGAUGUGCACCAGGUCCCUGCGGUGUCCCCAGCACACGGAUGAGCAGCGCAGGGCAGUCCGGGUUUACCUCCUCGGGCCCUCCGCGUCCCUGCCCGAGGCCGAGGGCGGCGUGGAGAACGACAGCUUCGAGGUGGCCGAGAGCCAGGCCCUGAUGAGCCGCCUGCAGUGGGACGGCUCCUCUGACAUCUCCCCCUCUGACUCAGCCUCCUCCAAAGCCAGUACAAACAACUCCGAGUCCCGCAAGACCAAGAAGAAGAAGCCCCACUUAGGGCUGGUGAGCGGCACCCCAGGGCUCGGCUCCAGCAAGAAGAAGAAGCCCAAGCCCCCCGCCCCCCACACCCCCAGCAUCUACGAUGACAUCAACUGAGCCCCGUGGAGCUGGGGAGGGGCAGGACGGACAGAGGGACGGACAGGGGUCAGGACAGCCCCCAGGCACCCCUGGGCCGGACACAACGCGGGUACCGGAGCACGGAGGACUCGGCUGUCGCUGGAUGGGGCUGGAUUUGGGGAGCCCCCAUUGGUGCCCCCCUUCCUUCCCCCCUGUCCCGGUGCCUCUAUUUAUUCUGUGACAGUUUUUGUACGUGGGGCUCCCGUCAGGGCGUCUCACUUGGACAUGGGGGUACAGCCCCCCUUCCCCUCCCAGCGCCCCCAAAGCCACCCGUGCCCCCCCACACCUGCUCCUCACCCAGUGGGGUGGGGGGCACCUGAACACCCUGGGCAGGUCGGGGUCUGGGUCAGGAGGCUGUGAAUGCCCCCUGCCCCGGGGUUUUGGGGUGAGCCCCCCACCCUGGGGCUGCCCCCCUCCCUACCCCGGGCUGGCACUCGCUGGUCGGGCUGGCUCAGGAGGGGGGGUCACACUGGAGGGGGACAAGUGGGGACCCUCUCACCCCCCAAAUCUGUUCAGCUGUGCCUGCAUUCAGCUGUUAGGGGUCCUGGGUGCCUGGCAGUGCCCACACAGUGGGGUCACGGGGGGCUGCAUGCUGCAUCCUUCAUGUUUGGGGCUGUUUGGGGGUGGGUCUGGGGGCGGGGGGAGCUGCUGUGACCAUCCCUGCACCAAACUUUGGGGAAGGGGGACCCCAACCUGCCAGGGACCUCUGGGGGGAGCUGGGAUUGGAGCAAAACUGGGGGGGGAAGCACAGCCCGGCUUCAGCGCAGAGCCCCCCACACCUCUGUCCCCAGGGCAGCUCCGUGUCCCCCUGGCGUGGGCCUGGGGAGCUGCUGCUCCAGUCGGGGAGUCAGUGGGAACCCCCCACAGCUCUGGCAGGGUUUGCAGCCCCACAGGCUCCACUUUUGUUUGGGGAGGCCGGGACCAGCGCCCCGCUGUGCGGGCCGGGGGGGGACAGGUCCCUCUGGCUGGAUCCAGGUCACCCCCUGCCCUGUGCUCCCCUCCCCUCCCGCAGCUGUUCUCCAUCGCAGGGGCUGUGCUGGGGACAGGGUUGGCUCCAUCCCCUCUGCUGUCCCCCUCCAUGGCUGGCUGACCCCCCCUUUGGCCAUAUGUCCCCAGGGGAGCUGUGUCUGUCCCUCCACCCUGGUGCCGUGGCUCAUCCUCUCGCUGGGACUCACAAAUUAUGGUGCUCUCGACUCCGGAUUCACUAUUGUUUUCAAACUGCUGCUAAAGGCUGGGCUGGGGGGGUCCCGCAGAGCCCUGGGCACCUCAAAAUGCUGCAGGCCCCCCACUGCAUGGAGACCCCCGUGUGGUCCCUCCUGAUGUGGCUUUGGGGCUGGAGGGGUCUGGCCCCCGGAGCAUGCCAAGCUGGCCUUCGCGUGCCCCGGGGCUUGAGGACGGGGCUGUGGGCACCCAAAACCACGGGGGACCACCCCAAACUGCCUGGGGGGGCACGGCGAGCUGGGGGUGUGGGGGGAGCAGCCUGAGCCCCUUCAGCUGCAGGAGAGGCGCUGCCAUUUGGGGUCCAAGGGGUGUUAACAGGGCUUGGGGGGCUCAGACCGUGCCCUGUGACACCCCCAGGUCGGUGUCCUCACCCCCCCCCCCUCCCCCAGUGUUUGUGCGUGUCCCCCCCGAGGGGGAGCUGAGCCCUUGUGAGGUCUGUGUGUCCCGUGAGUGGGUUGUGGCUGCCCCUGUAAAUAAAACUGCAUCUUGACUUGGUA